Messenger RNA from Camelina sativa (false flax), 951 nucleotides. Lineage: Eukaryota; Viridiplantae; Streptophyta; Magnoliopsida; Brassicales; Brassicaceae. The record is from RefSeq and is a predicted model, not a curated record.
AAUGUGGUAGGGGUGGGUAGGAUGGCUAAGAUAAUGCUUGGUGCUCACUCGGUGAAGAGCCAUGGAUGGAAGGUGGCUCGAGAACAUCUUUGUGACUGGCUUAUUCUCGUAGUCCUCGGUCUCAUUGACAUUGUACUCAAUGUUAUCGAACCUUUUCAUCGCUACAUUGGACCAGACAUGUUAACCGAUCUCACUUUCCCAUUUAAUGAAGACACCAUCCCUAUGUGGGCUGUCCCGAUUAUUUGUAUAUUGGUUCCUAUGUGCAUCUUCAUAGUGUACUAUUUCUUUCGAAGAGAUGUGUAUGAUCUUCAUCACGCCAUUCUCGGUAUCGGAUUCUCAUGUCUUGUGACUGGAGUCACCACUGAUUCCAUCAAAGACGCGGUCGGUAGGCCAAGACCAAACUUCUUUUACCGAUGUUUCCCCAAUGGUCAACCGAAAUUUCACCCGGAUACUAAGGAUGUUGUGUGUCAUGGAGUUAAAAAGAUAAUCAAAGAAGGUUACAAGAGUUUCCCUAGUGGUCACACUUCGUGGUCAUUCGCCGGUUUAACAUUCUUGGCAUGGUACUUAUCGGGUAAAAUCAAAGUAUUUGACAGAAGAGGACACGUGGCGAAGCUAUGCCUCGUGUUCUUACCGAUACUAGUAGCAAUUCUCAUCGGAAUAACACGCGUCGACGACUAUUGGCACCAUUGGACCGACGUUUUCGUCGGAGCUAUCAUCGGACUCUUAGUCGCUUCUUUCUCUUACCUCCACUUCUUUCCUUACCCUUACGACGACAACGGAUGGGCACCACAUGCGUAUUUUAGAAUGUUGGCGGAGAGGAGUACUGGUCGAGCCACCACGACGAUGACUGGAACCAGUUCACAAGGGAUGUUGGACAAUGACGUCGAGCAUGGCGCCUCCACCUCUUCUCCUCACGAUCGCCAUCGUGAAAGCACUGAUUCUGAAUUUUGA